UUUCCUUGCGAUGGAUAAUAAUAUAGAACCUUUUAUAAAAACGAAAGUUAAAAGAAGCAAAUCAGAGAAUGAUGCUCUGCAAACAGACUGGGGAAAUCACACGGCUGUUGAUUGGAAAGAAUUCGUUGCACAGAUGUCAAAAUCCGGAUCGCACGUAUAUGUUUCUAGAUCCGAAAAUCCAGGAAAUGUUAACUCAUAUGCAGUUAUUAGAUUGCUACAAAAAAUGGAUGAGAAGUUAGACGAAAUGUCAAAUGAAAUAAUAAAAAUAAGAGGGUCUUUGGAACAAGCGAAGGGCAAAGCAUCAAAAAGAAGUGCAAACAGAAUAAGAGGAAGGAGACCAUACAAGGCAUGGAAUUUAAACAGAGAAAAUGGAAUGAGAUCUAGGAAAUUAACGUCACGUGAAACACAAACAGAAAUAGAACAGGAAAAAUACAACAAAGUUUCUUGGGAAAACUUGGUGAAAAGAAUCUCUUUCGACACAAUGAAUAAGGUGCCUGGAGAUGAAAUAAAGGCAUUUUGCAGAGGUUGGGGAGGUAUAGAAAAUAUCAAGGGUUUAAAAGCAGUGGUCAAAGAUCCAUGUUUGGGAUAUUUUUCAGAGGAUACGAAUGUAAAAUCACCCAAAAAUGGCAAGGACUUCGAUACGUUACUCUUCAGCCUCCUAUUCAAGAACUUCCAUGAUGGUUUGUCAAAAGUACAGAGAGAUAUGCAAUUUCGUCCCUUGAUAGAGAGUUCGAGGAAUUUUGAAGAAUUUGUCGAGAAAGAGUUAUGCUCCAUUCAAUCCUCGAGAAGACAAGAAGACGCGAGAUCAAUAUCAUCUGAAGAAUCUCCUCAUUCUAUGAAUUUAGAGCUUGUGCGCUUGGGGACUUUUAAAAACUUUCCUGCAUCCGGUUAUAUUUCGACAAUUAAACUCGCGAAAGAAGGGUUUUACUUUACUGGUAAUGGUGACCGUGUUGUCUGCUUUGCGUGUGGAUCUGAGAGGAGCAGAUGGAAAGCAGGCGAUAUUCCACGAGAAAUUCACCGCCAAAUUUCCCCAAAUUGUCCACUGUUGCAGACAGGUCCUUCCAAUAAUGUUCCAAUAGGAGAUGUUCCGAAUGGUGCCAAUACUGCUCAACAUACGGAAGACACUACUCAGCCUAGAAGUGUUCCAAAUAGAAUUUCUUUGAAUACUGGAGAUAACCAAAACUCAAACCAAUCUAAUAUCCAAGAUGAAGGUGCUCAAAGGGACAGAUAUUUAGAAAAUGUAAAUAACAAUGCAUCGGAAACUUUACAAGAAUCGUCUACAUUAAACAGAGACAAUACAGCUGCCAUUUCCAAUGGUGCGUUCAACACAACAAACAGCUCAGCAUUGUCGAAUGGUAACUCCCAAGCCUCAUCAUCAUCAUCAUUUUCAUCAGAAAAUGUAGCUAGUGCACCGAAGAAAACAGACGAAUACAAGAACUCAACAAAAACUGAAAUAAACACCGUCCUCUCAAGAUCGAGAAACAUACAAGAAAAAAUUAAUGCUUUUUUAAGAGAUUUAGACCCACUCGGAAUUAACUUUGACCGACCAAAAUAUCCUGCGUACGCAGUGCUGGCAACAAGAGUGAGCUCUUAUAAAGACUGGCCCACUAGUUUGACUCAAACACCACGUGACCUCGCUACAGCAGGGUUUCUGUAUGCUGGAUACGGGGAUUACACCCGAUGUUUCUUCUGUGGAGGGGGAUUACGUAAUUGGGAACCAGGUGAUGAUCCUUGGACAGAACACGCCAGAUGGUUUCCGAAGUGUGCUUUCCUGAGACAGAACAAAGGGGACGAGUUUGUUGCUCUCGUGCAAAUAGAGCAUCAGGAACAGGAAGAACUUGAAGCACAGGGUGCAGGAAAUAUUACACCUAGUUCCUUGCAUCAAGAAAGUGUACCCAAUGGGACAAGUCAUCCAGAUGUCUCUUCAUUCUCUUCCGUUCAAAGCGUCCUAGAAAUGGGUUACUCCUUAGCAGUUAUCAAAGAAGCUUUCAAUCAACUGAAGGCCACUAAGGACCCUCAAGACAUCUCUGGAGAAGAUUUGAUGGACUUUAUUUUGAGUAAAGAAGAAAGAAACAAUGGUUUGGAUAUCCCUCCCCAGAUAUUUAGCUCCAGGCCCCAGGCUAGGGGGGGAAACAUCGAGAGAAACACCAAUGGUCAACAAAAUGUGAAUGUAACCUCCCAGGCAGAUCAUACAAUGCCCUCCUCUGAUCAACAGGUGCCCUUAGCGGCAGCAAAUGGACAUUCAGUGGAAUCAAAGAAUGAAGAUGUUCCAAGGCCUAGAAAUCAGGAGAAUUUAGAUUCUUUAAAUGACAUUUUACCAUCAAUGUCCCUAGAGGACACCAAAUCAUUGAUUGAAGAAAACAGGAGACUCAGAGACCUAAGGAUCUGUAAAAUCUGUCUUGAAAAUGAGGCUUCUAUCGCCAUGUUACCUUGUGGUCAUCUCUGUUGUUGUCCAGACUGUGCUCCGGCCAUGCGGAAGUGUCCGAUAUGUCGACAGUUUGUAAAAGGGACGGUGAGAACAUGGCUGGCAUAGUUGGCAUUAGAUGACCCGAAAAUCAAGGUAACCCACCAAAUAUCUGCAUUUGAUAUCCAUAUGAUUUCCAACUUCAGUACUGUUGUGGUGUAAAUAUAAAUAUGUGUAAAUAUUAGUAUCAAAUUUGAGAAUCAUGUUUGUCCUUUCUCUGCAACCGUGCCCCCCGUAUCGAAUAUUACAAAAUCGACACAACCCCCCCCCCCCAAAGCCUACAGUAAGUAAAUUAAAUGAACGCGCCCUUUUCAGUUAUUCAGAGGUGAUCAAUCUUUCUGCUCUUCUUUGCUGCAUUAAAAAACGCGAAUGUCAGAGUGUUCGAAUAAUUUUCUCUCUUAAAGUGAAAGUGAACGCUUGCAUAAAAUUGCUUGUGACCAAAUAAGUCUUCCUUGUGACUUCGAGUUAGGUAUAUCGGCAAAAAUCCAGGGAGUGUAAUGUUUAUAACAAUAUGAAGAAGGAGAACUUUGAUUUCUGACAUUUCACCAAGAUUUUGUCACAAUUGGACUAUAC
Saccostrea echinata is the source of this 3037-nucleotide messenger RNA. RefSeq names its product baculoviral IAP repeat-containing protein 3-like. Bases 11 to 2533 code for a protein of 840 amino acids. Gene Ontology annotation, cellular component: cytoplasm; spindle microtubule; nucleus. NCBI's taxonomy places the organism in Eukaryota, Metazoa, Mollusca, Bivalvia, Ostreida, Ostreidae. Gene Ontology annotation, molecular function: cysteine-type endopeptidase inhibitor activity involved in apoptotic process; ubiquitin protein ligase activity. Gene Ontology annotation, biological process: negative regulation of apoptotic process; regulation of cell cycle; positive regulation of protein ubiquitination. The record is from RefSeq and is a predicted model, not a curated record. The transcript is spliced from 5 exons.